This is a messenger RNA of Aethina tumida (small hive beetle), 7603 nucleotides long. RefSeq lists its product as uncharacterized. Gene Ontology annotation, biological process: cell-cell junction organization. Gene Ontology annotation, cellular component: apical junction complex; plasma membrane. The transcript has 10 exons. Bases 678 to 5762 code for a protein of 1694 amino acids. Lineage: Eukaryota; Metazoa; Arthropoda; Insecta; Coleoptera; Nitidulidae. The record is from RefSeq and is a predicted model, not a curated record.
UUAUUUUGUUUAAUCAACUCUAAAUUUUUAUACAGAACAAUAUCACAUUUAAAGACAUUAAUAAAAACGUUUGGAUGAUAUGGCGAAUCAAUUAGCACAAGAGAUAACAGUUGUAAAAACAAAACGUAUCUGCCUCGACCUUACUCAACAAAUCACAACAAAUCCCACUGCAAAAGUAAUUUUUUUCCGGUCGCACAGCGACAACCGCCCAAAAUAUAUGUCACGUCCUCUGGGCAUCCCAUGCGGCCGCGGCUCCGCCAUAUACCUGAGCAAAGCUUCUCAGGUGAGUGUAAAUGGGACUUUGAAAGCAUGUAGCAAGACUCGUAUCCACAACCUGUCUCCGGCACCCAUUGGCCGGCCGAGUCACGUGGCCACCCUGUUUCACGUCCGCAACAGCCACUUGUUUCAUGCUUUUUUAUUAUCAUUUCAUAGCUCGCUCUGUUUCCAUAGUGAAUGCGACGCCACAAUAACAAAACAGUGCGAUGCGCGGCACCAACCAAACCCGGUCCCUUCAUCAACAGUGACUCGGAUGCGUCUUGGGAAGUGCAACAUCACUUCUUCGGGGUCCGCGCGUUUCCGGUUACGGGGAUGUGAUUGUAUUUUUGGACCACGAACAGUUCGGUUCGUCUUCGAUUCACCGUUAAUCAGUGAUUGUUGUGAGUGUGAAUGACUCGAAAAUGGAAGAGAUCGCGUUCAGCGACUGGCCGGGCCAGCCUGUGGAUUUAAAUUCCGGCAACAAUCCGUGGCUGCCGGCCUACGGAUUUCAAACGCCAUCGGCCCUUCUUGAAAGGGACGACUUCAUCGGCAAUCCAGAUGCCGAAUACUUCUUAACAAACUCCACAAGCCACUACAUGUACCUGGAGACGAUCCAGGAGGAGACGUCGGAUGAUCUGCGUUCCGAAAGCGACCUGGAAUCCAAUUCUCCCGUGGGAUGGCUCGCCACCGAUUCUGAGACCGGAUCCGUCAUCUGCAUCGAUGGAACAGAUGAUGUCGACUGCGAUUCGGACAGAGAGUUGGCGUGUCCGGCGAAGAGGAGAAAACAAGAGUCUGUUAAUUUAUUGUGUGUACCCUCGGACGAUGAACAAUCGUUAAGCAGGUCCAGUAGUUUGUUACAAUUCGAAACGUUGGAAAAACAGUGCCAGGAAACGUGUAGCAGCAGUCCCAGCAUUUACUCGCAAUUCAGCUUCGACUCGUUGGAAGUGCACAGGAAAGGCAAUGUCAGUCCGGACAGUUUGGACAACGGAAAAAACGGCUGGGACGAUGACAACGAGUCCUACAUGAGUUUGAGCAUCGAAAUACCGAGGAAGAAGGACAAGAACGCAAGCAGGGACAGUCUGCUCUAUAACGUUACGAGGUAUAGUGGUAGUGAGGGCAGUGACACCAGCGAAGGCACCCUGGAGACCUCGCGCUCCUUUGACAAUUUGCGCACGUGGCGAAGCUUCGACAGCUUGCCCCUCGUCAGCAACGGCUCCAGCAACAAGAGUGUGAAGGAGAAGAUCUCGGUGGAGAAUCUGAGUGAGGACAGUGGUUACAGUGAUCAUUUGGUGAAGUCGAACAGUCCCACCGAAUUGAAGAAGGAAAUUGAUGACUGUGUCAUGAAAGCGAGUGAAUGUUUCGCCGAUUCCGUGAGGAAAAAGGGUUUCCAAGGAUUUGGGGCCUAUGAUGGGGAGGUGUUUCAUCACAUUAAUGGAAACUUUGGGGUGAGCUACCAAGACCUGAGCAUCUUCGAAAAAUACGAGCCGACAGAGGACUAUCGCAGUCCGCUGAUCAACCGAUUCAUGAAAAAUAAAUUGCAGCGACAGUCCAUGACAACGACGACAACCGCGACGCUGAAACCAGUAAAUAUAGACGACGACGCCGAUUCUAAAUUUACUUCUGCGUCCGCCAGUGAACCCAACUUGCCCCAAGCCGUCGGUCUAACAUCCGUGCAUCGCACGGUAUCCUCCAGCCACAACCAACUCGAUUGUGUCAGUGUGCCGAAAAACCUCAAUCUGAUCGGUGAUUUCGGUUGUGCGAGUGACAACGCGAAUUCGGUCGCAGCGAAAAACUGGGAUCUGACUGAUCUGCGGGAGGAUUUCGAGAGGGAUGAGAGCAUAGAGGACGACAACAUGCCGAAAGUUAAACGUGAAGGUAGCUAUGACAUGGCUAUGACCAAUAGGGUCGACCUCAGCGACGACGAGCACAGCUACUGCUACAAAAAGAAGCUGCCCAGCACGCCCAUUGUGGAGUUCGACCGAAAGGUGCUGAAAGCCAUCUCGGAGACCAGCAUACAAAGCAUAUUGGGCAGCAACGCCAACAUCCAAGAGACGUAUCUGAACGACGUUUACUCUUCGACGCCAGCGAGACACACGGUGGCGAAGAGCACGCCGAAUCUGGCGUUGACGGAGCAGGAAAUCCUGCACAGAUACCUCCAGGAUGAGAGACGCAGGUCCACGCAGGACAUACCGAGAAAGAACUCCAUAAUAAAAUCCUCGACCAGCACCAGCGGAUUGUCGGACGCUGACGAGAAAACCAUGACAUCGUUGCGUUCGUUCGGCUCAACGAAUUCCCGCGGCGUCCACUUUAGUCCGGUUGUGUCUGAAGUAAACUGGCAAGAUGACAGCGUGUCAACCGCGACGCCAGAACGCGAGAGCAGCUACAGCUUGGAGAGCACACCUGAGCGCGAGAUCGCUAAGCAGCCGCAGAGGCAGGCCAAUUUCGCGGCGACUCCCAUUCAGCAACGGCUGAGCAUUAGUCAGCCCGAGCUUUCGGACAAUGAGUCCAGCAAGAGGGAGUUUGUCGAUACGCUCAAGAGCUUGAGACAGGACUUCUCGAAAAGUCAGCCGGAUAUCAAUCGUUUGAAGCGCAGAGAUGGACAUAAUCCAGGUAUGAUUAAAAUGAGUAGCCAGCUGGUGAAGAAGGAUGAGCACGGUGCCCUGGUGCAAGCCUACAUCGACCGCGACGGCAUCCAGUACAAGCACACCCACCUGGACCUCGGCAAGUACGAUUUCCCACCCCACCACCAGUCUUCGGGCGGCGGACACGUGGAGGGGCGCCCGCAGCCGCCAAACCACGACCGGCGCAGUCAACAGCCGGCGGUCGCGGCAAUGGAAGUGCAGGAUGCGCACCGGAAGGACAAAUCGCCGCGCAACAAAAUCGGCGGCUUCUUCUCGCGCCUGGCCAGCUUCCGGUUUUCGAACCGGAAGGGCCAGGAAGAGAAGGCCAAGCUGAAGAAGAGACAAGGCGCGGCCAAUGUGGCAGUUGCCCAGAUGCCCCAGCAGCGGCUGGCCACGAAGGAGGACUACAUCUACAUCCCGCUUAAAGGACCGGCGACGACGACGACGACGACCGCGUCCACGCAGCCGGACAACAGGCAGAGGAACAACAACAACAACAUGGUGAAUUCCGUGUCGCAGAAGCCGCCGCUUCCGAAACAGCCCCCGCGAGUGGUGCACGCAAGCGUCAAGCGCGACCAGACGGCGCAGGACACCCCCGUGGGUCGGGACGACGUCGAGAAGCCGCGUAGACGACGUAGAACGACAAUCGAUUCCGGAACUCCCAUACCUCGUAUGGAGGAGCCGAUGGGGCUGAUCGAGACCGAUCUCGACACGGAAGUGACGGUCAUCACCAGCGGCAACCAUGUGAAGACUAGGAGCCUCCUGAACUUGGGCGCCGAUCCGAGGGCGGUGGCCCGCCACCUGACCGCCGCCGGCGAGGGCAAGGCGCGCCCGCACAAGUCCAUGGAGUUCCUGUUGGACAAGCAGAAUCUCAAGGUCGUUGAGCCCCCAGAGAAUGAGCUGCAAAAAGGAGAACGGGUGAUGUCGGAACACCAGCUGAGAGUCCAGCGCUCCCUUCAGAAGCUGACAGUGCCCGACUGGUACAAGCAGUCGCAGGUGCCCCGCGAGGGCUUCCUCCUCAAGAAGCAGCCGACCCGUGACACCCGAUGGUCGGGCACCGGCAGCAAGACCACCUCACUCAGCAGCCUCGGCUCCAAUUGCCAAUCGCCAGUCAUCCUGAGCCCGACGCCGACCAAUCAGCCGUUCGUGCGAUGGUCGACGUCGAAGCUGAACUCGACGGCGUCCAGCCCGUGCGCGUCGACGCGGAGCAGCUUCAACGCCCGACAGGCGAACGGAUCCAUCUCCCCGUCGUCGGUCCGAAGUAGUUUCAGCUACAGACAGCCGUACAUGGGCUGGAGAUCGCAAGAGCGACUGACCAGACCGAGGACGCCGGCCGAGCGUCUGGCCAACACCAUUCUGUCCCAGUCCAACCAGCCGGAGGCCCACCAGCAAGAGAGUCCGGAGAUCCAGACGUCGAUAAAGGAGGUGACGUCGGCCAUCGUGCACUAUGUCAGUGGCCUGAGGCCGGAGGACCAACGCAACUCCGACCAUCUGGACUCGGGUUCGCAACGCAGCUCGUCGGUCAGUCCGAGGGGCAGUCAGAAGCUGUGUUGGUUGGAGAGCUCGUUCGUGGGUACGAAACCAUUGGACUCGCCCCAAACGCCGGUCACUCUGUCCGAAAGUCAGUCGGCCACGCCGGUGCCCCCCUCAAGUCUGAGAUUAGACCUCCAGUCCCAAAAUGACCUGACGUUACUGACGGCGGACGGCACCAAUGCACGUCCAUCGCCCGGAUCGACCACGUUAGAGGACGUGCUGGACUCGCUGCUGGGGCUGCCGCCGACCACAGGAGGCGGAAGGGCACCCAGUCCCAGUCUCCAAGGGACGGUGUCAGCUAAUACCAGCCCCUGCCACCUAGGAAACCACGAUAAGCCAUCGGACCAGUUUCGGCGUCGUUCUGAAGGGAGCGAACCCUCCACCAUAGUGCCAAACUCGCGGAGGGUCUCCUUCAACUCGUCCCCAGUGCUCAGAUGCCGUUACGCCCGCUGCGGGAAGACCGCAUUGGCCGUCAGUUUAGAGGCCGCGUCUUACAAGAAUUGCCACAAUUGCACCUACAUUUACUGCUCAAGGGCCUGUCGCCGGGCCCAUUGGGAGAAGCACCGCAAAACCUGUUUGUUCUCUAGGAUAGGGACGUUGUGUCGGCAGGUGAUCGCCGCGUGCAAGGAGCAAAAGGACACCUUGUUACAUUUGUCGGCGAUGGCCAGGAGGGGCUACUUGUCGCACGGACCCGGCGCAGUCAAAUGCUUUUUCGCCUGUCCGGAACUGGCGGAGAAAUUUCUCUCGAACGGUCUGCAAAGCUUGGGCGAGCUGACCUACGUCAGAUGGCAGGAUUUGCUGCCGUCGGAAAUGGGACCGCAUUUGUACGCCGAACUGGUGAAAAUGUGCAGAAGUUACAAUCCGGACUCGAAACUCGUCCUGUACGUAUCCGUGUGCGUGGUCUCCGAGACCCCGGCAUCCGGGGCCGUCAAAUGGGAGCGACAACUGGUGUCGCGAUGUGCGAAAAUGCGGUUGAGCAAAGACAUACCCAUUCCCGAGAAAGACCAGGAGAACCCGGAAACGUUGAUCCUCACCUGUCCCCCGAUUAAAGGGGGCGACGAGAUGGUGAAACAUCUUCGCGAACUCAGCGUCAACAAUCUCCAAAUCCACCUCAGACAAAGGGGCGUUUCGUUGCGACGCCAGCACCCGGAAAUCUACAAACAGUUGAACGUUUACUGUGAAGGUGCGGUGAAGUUCACCCCGGUGACCGUCUAUCCGAAGGACAGUGCAACGGGGAAGAGUUUCAUGUGCAUUAUCAUGCUGGAAGCGGACACUGAAAGUCUCACGAAAAUCGUAACAGCCGGUGUGCGCGUAAAAACUGUUGACGUUUUAACCAACCCUCUUCCCGAAUGAGACUAUCCUAAGGUUCCCACAAUGAGUCGCUUCAAUGUUGAUAUCAAAGUAUUGUACCAGGCAAUAAUAAUCUAACCAUAAUCCAUGGUCAACAGAAUAUCUACACAACUUUCAUUUGAAGUGUACAGGGUUAAUAGUUCUAUCAUAUUAUUUAUUUUAUUAUAAAAGACUGUGAUGUAUUAAAUGUUAUAUUUGGCUAUUCAAUUAUUUGGUAAUAAAUCCACCUAAUUGAAAUAUAUUCCCUAAGAGGCAGUAUUUGAAAGACUUUUUGUAAAAACUAGAUAGACAAAAAGUCUAUUCAAAAAUGAUGUCUUAUACCGUAAGUCCCAGUAAAAAGAUUAUAUAGGUAUAUAUCCAUUGUUUCUGGUUAUAUAUAUACAAAAUUUAUAAAGCUUUUUAUUUAUCUCUUAUAAUAAAAUAAAUAGUAGAGGGGUCAAAAUAUAAACCCUACUCAAUAGAUAAAUUUUCUAUAUUCUUAUAAAUAAAUGAAGUGACGUUUUAAACAAAAAUGACAUUUCUUUUUAUAAAAAAUUUAAAAUAAUUUUCGAGUAUGUUUAUCCGAAAAAAAUCGCCUUGACAUAAUCUUGCUGGCAUGGGUGUAAAUAUAUUCGAUUAUUUUAUUUCAAUAGUUAUAUUUUAAAAGAUUUAAUAAUUAAUAAUAUGCGCCAUAGUUUUAAUUCUGUUAUGUAGAUAAAGUAGUUAAAUUUAAAUUUAAAACUAUUAAAUUUACUCGCAACUUUAUUCACUGUUACAUUAUAGAAUUAUUAAAACUUUGCCUCUUUUAUUUAUUUUAGCAACAUUUAUGGUUAGAAUAUUAUUUAAAACGAAUGAAAAUGUAACUAAUGCUUUUGAAGCUUCAAUAUACACGAAAAUAAUACUUUUUGAAGAUUGCUUACAUGGUAUCCCUUAAACUUGUUAAUUGUUAAUAAUUUAAAAAAUAAUAUAUUUAAUCUAAAUUAAAUCAAUUAUAAUAAAUAUACAUAUAAAAAAUAUUAGUAGUGACUAAAAAUAGGUCUUCAAAAAUUGUUAUUUUGUCUUACGCUUCAAGAGGGUUUUUUUUAAGAAGAUUGGUACCCUUUCCUGUGAUUUAGCUUGUUGUUACUCUGCAGAUUUUAAAACAUAUUAUGAAUGUUAACUUUUCUAAUGUUGCUUUAGUUCUUAAGUAAAUAAGUGAUUAAAUCAACGGCUAUCAGCCUCAUCCUGUAUUAAAUAACCAACAUUUCAAUAUUAUAAGAUUCAUACAUUCAUUCAAUCAAGAAUACUACAGACUGUUUUAUGUAAAAACCCGAAAUCUUUUAUUUUUUAAAUGUUGAAUGUUGUAAUUGGCCUUGCAAAAUUUAAUAAUGUAAACCACAGCUUUAUUUUACGUUAAAUUAGGCAAUGUUAAAAAUUAAAAUUUUAUUUUGGACUAGUGUUUUUAAAACAGUAUAUAGUAUUCUGUUAAAAAUAGUAUAAUCUCUUUCUGUCUUUCUACGAAAACAUGCACACACAUUUUGCGGAACUUAUUGUUAGAUAGGUUUGUGCCAAAACUGAGGAAACUCACUGUACAAAAUAAUUUACAUAUCCAUCUGUAUUUGUAUCAUUAUGCAAACAUUAUGGUUGUAAAUAACUUAUCAUUUCGACAGCAACUUGUACAUAUACAACUGAGAAAAUGUGUGUGUAUUGUUGGAUAUUUACACUGAUUUACAUUGCUCACCAUAAGAGUAAAUUGACUGAAUAUGAUUAAUGUUUGUUAAGUAUCACGAUUUUUUUCCUCGAUAAUUUCUUAUUUUGUAUGUUGUUUUAAAUCUUCUGGUAAAAUAUUCGUUAUUAUGAAGCAAUAAAUGACGAUUUAAUUUUAA